Messenger RNA from Scylla paramamosain (green mud crab), 2045 nucleotides. RefSeq names its product coiled-coil domain-containing protein 174-like. The record is from RefSeq and is a predicted model, not a curated record. The transcript has 8 exons. Lineage: Eukaryota; Metazoa; Arthropoda; Malacostraca; Decapoda; Portunidae. Bases 392 to 1792 code for a protein of 466 amino acids. Gene Ontology annotation, cellular component: nucleus.
UUGUUUACCUCCGAGAGGGCCUUGGUUUCGGCCGCAAGUCAUCUCACGGCUUAAAUACCCGUAAGGAUCAUUAGAUCACUGUAACCCUAACAACUACAGCAUUACGGCCUAAGCUUCAAAUCGCCUAAAGUUGUGACGGCCUAACAGGUUCGCGCCCGAAAAUAAUACGGGCGAAUUAUCCGGACUCUGCGAGCAGCUGAGAGGACUCAGAUGAGGUGGUGGUGGAGUUAGAUGCUCUCAGCCUUUCACCACUACUCCACAUACUGUUAUCCUGCAGAGGAUUGGCCCAGGUCCGCAGGUCGAGGAACGUCACCCCGUCACCACACGCUAAGGAGUCUAUAUAUGUUCCUUGCCUCACUCACUCUCUCCUCGUCUAGAGCAGCACUCCAUCAUGGAGUCUGGGCUGAUUGGGCUGCGAGCAGAACUACAGAAGAAGCGUGCAGAGGCAAGCAAGUUUGGUACAGGCCAGCGGGGAGCAGCAAGUCGGGAAAGGGAACCAGCCCGGCCCAAGGGGUCCUCAGCCAGCAAUCCUGGAGUCACCAGUCGAGCAGCAAGGGAUGAGGAGCAGCACCAGGCAGAGCAGAGGACUGAGGAGAAGACCAGGCAUGCACUGGAGAGAAAAGCAGCCAUGUAUGACAAGAUUCAGCAAGGCAUUGAAGUGUUGGAGAAUGACAACCUCAACCAAAGAUUCCUUGUUAACUUCCAGAAAAAAAUUAUAGAUGAUGUGAUGACAAAAAAAAAGAAAAGGGAGGACAAAGAGAAGACAAGGAAGCAGAAACAACAGAGUGAAGCAGCACAUUAUGAGGAGUGUAGUGCAGAUGAUGACGAUGAAUGGGUGGAGUACACAGAUGCAUUUGGCCGCACAAGGGAAUGCCGGAGAGCAGAGUUGUCAGAGAGGCUGGAGCAGGACAAACAGUUAUCCCAGGACCUGAACCCUUCAGAGACAGAAGAAAAGACAGUGUUGGAUCCACAUCUAGUGGAGGACCUUCAUCGAGAAGCACUGCACCAGAAGUGGCAAGCUGAGGAGGAAGUCAAUGCUUCCAAGAAGGACCUCCACUACCAGGAUAUUUUGUAUGAUGAGGCCAGAACCCAUGGCCCCGGCUUCCUCAAGUUCUCUCGCAAUGAAAAGGAGCGCAAAGCCCAGAUGGAGUUACUGCGGGACCUGCAGGCUGAGGCUCAGCGGGCCACAGCCACCACCGCUGCUGCUGCCAGCAAGAGGCAGAAGGCCAUGAAGACACGGCUAGAGAAAGUGAGACAGAGGAAGAGGCUUAAAAUGGGACUGCCCAUGAAAGAUGAUGACAGACUGAAGACCCCACCAGGAUCUGAGGGAGAGGAAGAAGAGGAGCAGGUAGUGGGUCCAACUCUUCUCCCACCCUCCCCUCCACCCAGGAAGAAGGUAGGUGGGGUGAGGGAGUGGGACCUGGGCAAGGAGGGAGUUACCUCCACGCUGACUCAGGAGGAAUGGGUCCUGCGCCAGAGGUCUCAGCGGUCCCAGGAGUUUGCUCCUCCCUCCAGCUACCAUCCCAGGGAACGCAAUAGCCAGGAAGCCACGUCCUCCUCCUAUCAGCACCAAGCCACCGAGGAACAGCUGAGGAGAGACUCUCACUCUCCACCACCAGAUCCAAAGGAACCAUUUAGGGAGGAGCGUCAGCCAGAGUUUGCUCCGCCAGCAACCCAUGAAUACUAUGGUCCCACGACAAACAGGAGAACGCAUCACAAGAUUGCUGCCCCUGAUCUAGAGGCUGCCAUCAGUAAAGGACUCAGUCACCUUAGGAAAAUGAAUAACUAUUGAUGCUUCAGUGCCUGAGGUUCUUACUGAUAUACAGAGAAUAAAGUUCUGUCAGGAACUGGCCAGUGAGCAUUGUCAUGGGAGGCUGCUCAUUCUGUAGUGUAACAGGCUUCACCAUCACAGACAUAUGUAAGGCAUGCCAACAAUAUUAUGCUGAAUAAAGCUGUGACUAUUGAAGAUUUGACCUCAGGCUAGCUUUGUGUCUUCUUUGCUAUUUAUGUAUUGGCAAUGAAAAUAAAUAUAUUGUAUUUUUGUU